GAGAAGGUGAAGAAAACUGCUGAAGAUGAAGGCACCAAUAGGAGCCUCCCAGCACAAAGAAGAAAGAGGCGAUAGAAAAAUAGUGUCACUCCACCAGCAGCAGCCAAAGAAGAAUCCAGUCAGGGUUGGGCAAAAGGAUUGAUUGAAAGCACACUAACGUCACAUCCUCGGCCGCCCUUUCAACAUCACUUAAUCUUUCAGGCGACUUCCUUCGGCAUUUUAUAUAUGUGUGGUGUCUGCUCGUAUGUUCAAAGGGAGAGAGAGACAGAGCGAGAGAGUGAGUGAGUUUUGAGCUCCUUCAUGUCAGCAAAAGAGAUCCCCUGCUUGUGGGGUUCUUCCCUCCUUGAUUUGGACGCCUUCUUGCCUAACAGCAAUUUUGAACCUUUUGAUGUGGUGUCGUCGCCGGAGAUGUCGAUUCAAGAAGGGUCCUGUUCUGUUGGUGCUGCUAGAGCAGAGCCUGCUGUAUAUGGGGACUCUGCUUCUCUUGGUAGUAACACUGAGAGUGACAGAGAAGCGUCGACGCAAAUAAGCCUCAGAAACCUGUCACUCGAUCAUAUUCUUUUCUCUUCUUGGCCUGGCAAUAAGGGGUGCCUGCUAACUAAUGAGUUGUAUGAUCAGCAAAACCAUUACUAUCUUCCUCACAGAUAUGAUGCCAGAGCCAUGAAGAAGGCCUCUAGUGCAGGGGAUCUGCAUAUUGAUUCAGGUUCAGAGAAUUCAAGUGCAGAGCAAGGACCAGCUCCUGUUGUACGUUACAGUGCAGAAGAACGCAGGGAGAGAAUCCGUAGGUACCAAAGCAAGCGUGCGAAGAGGAACUUCAAUAGAAAAGUUGAGUACGAAUGCCGGAAAGUGCUGGCUGAUGGUAGGCGCCGGAUCCGCGGCAGGUUUGCAAGAAGUGAGGGAGCUGAGAAGAAUCAAGCGGCAACAAAAGCCCAAAAGGAUGAAGAUGAGAUGUGGGUAGAGCUGCUUCAGGAAGACGAAGCCAAGUUCGCGAAACAAAUUGCAACUGGCGGUCCCGUCACUCCGAUGACGUUCAACCAUGUUCCUGUUAGUUCAAGUUAUGGCUGGGAAUCUGAAGCAUUUCUGCGUUGAUCAGGUCUGCUCUAAUAAUGGAUCCUGAGAGUGCACAGUCUGACCAUAUAUGGGUCCAAGAACUGAUCCCCACUUGGUAAAAUCUCGAGCUAAGCAGAAAAGUGCACAGCAAAAGGCAAAACUCAUCUGCAAUCUGAGAAAAUAUACGUAAUCCUAGAGACUCUCGAAAAAUGACGAGGGUGGAGCUGGGCCGCGAACGAUUCAUAGUGAUAGCUUAGCAUAGUGACGGUAGCUUCUGGUCUUGUCCAGAAAAGGUAGUUUUACUAUUGGUAAAAGAAGCUGGUAAAACUGUAGAUGCCAAUAGCUAGGAAACGCUUUUCUCUUUUCCCUUUUUGUAGUUGCAACAGGGUUGGAUUCAGAGCGGAGUCUUUGCCGUCUUUUGAUGCAUUAGAUUGGAUUGUGACACCAUCCAAUAUCAUGCUUACUCGUACCGAAUCCGACCCGUUUGUAGUCUGAGUCUUGUACAGAUACAUGUAUUGAAAUAGAGCAGCAGAUUUGAUC
This is a messenger RNA of Nymphaea colorata (pocket water lily), 1590 nucleotides long. Its product is annotated as two-component response regulator-like APRR9. NCBI's taxonomy places the organism in Eukaryota, Viridiplantae, Streptophyta, Magnoliopsida, Nymphaeales, Nymphaeaceae. Gene Ontology annotation, cellular component: nucleus. The coding region runs from base 301 to 1089 and encodes 262 amino acids. The record is from RefSeq and is a predicted model, not a curated record. The transcript is spliced from 4 exons. Gene Ontology annotation, molecular function: protein binding. Gene Ontology annotation, biological process: regulation of flower development.